GCGACAAAUUUUGGCGCGAAAUUUGGCUUUCCUUCUUCUUGCUCCCCUUUCGACUCGGUCUCUACGUUUGUCCCCCUGUUCUUCACUCUGCAGCAAUGUUCGAUAUCUUAAUCCGUCUCGAAGAAAUUAAUACCCUGAUAUGUUCUGGAGUUAAAGCGAAUAAAUCACUUGCCUACUCCACUCUUCUACAAAUCCAACAGGUUUCUACUACAAGCCAUACUUCAAUCGAUGCCCUAGCGAAAUUUUCUCGGGAUUCGAUUCGGCGUAUCGUCUCCGAUACUCAAGAUGAAGACGAGGAAAUCGCUGCACAGGCAUUGAAGUGUUUAGGAUUCAUAAUUUAUCAUCCAUCGAUCAUUGCUGCUAUUCCGGCGAAAGAAGCCAGCUUUAUCCUUGAUUCCUUGACAGAACUAAUCAUUAGAACUAAACUGAAGUCAGUUUGUAACUUAGGAGUCUGGUGCAUAUCAAUUCAACAGCUCGAUGCAGACUUUCUUGCUUUGCACUUCCAUUCUUUGCUGCUGGCUGUUACUCACGCCCUUGACAAUCCCAAUGGGUCUUUGUCGACCACUUUUGAGGCUAUCCAGGCUAUUACAAAGCUGGCAGAUAAAUUAAGUGAUAAAAUGAGAGAGUCAUCCAAUAUAUGGGCUCCUCCAGUAUACAGAAGACUUCUUAGCUUCGAUAAAAGAGAGAGGGAUAUGUCAGAGAGAUGUUUGUUGAAGAUCAGGUCCACAAUAUUACCUCCUCCGCUAGUUUUGUCCAAGGCGCUUGUGAAAGAUAUGAAGGAAUCGUUGCUUAAUGGAAUGGAUAAGUUAUUAAAUCUCGGAAUGAAGGUUCCGACUAUUGCAGCUUGGGGUUGGUUCAUCCGGAUACUAGGAUCUCAUUCCAUGAAGAACAGAAAUUUAGUAAAUAAAAUGCUUAAAAUUCCAGAGCGGACAUUUUCAGAUCACGACCCUCAAGUUCAGAUUGCCUCACAGGUUGCAUGGGAAGGCUUAAUUGAUGCUCUUGUUCACAGUCCAACUCUCCGGUGUGAGAUUAAUGUGGUCAAGGGAGAGGAAAAUAAUCAAACGGUGCAAAUAUUAAAUGGGAAUGAUUGUGAAAUCCAAGCAAAUGGGGUUUCAAAAAGUAUAAAGCUGAUCAUGGUGCCUUUGGUCGGUGUCAUACAGAGUAAAUGUGACAUAUCUGUUCGCUUGUCAUGUUUGAACACAUGGCAUUAUCUGCUCUAUAAACUUGACUCAUUUGUUAACAGUCCAUGCAUGAUAAAACUGGUAUUAGAGCCUAUUCUCGAGGCAAUUUUCCGGCUUAUUCCAGAUAAUGAAAAUAUCAGGUUGUGGAGUAUGUGCUUAAGUUUGUUGGAUGAUUUUCUGUUGGCAAAGUGUUCACACAUGGAUAAUGAUUUAACUGUCCAGUUAUGCUACAAAUCAGAAGCGACACUGUCUGAGAUUGAAUACCAAGAAACUGGUAAAAGGUUUUGGAAGCAGUUUCCUAUAAGGUGGUUGCCAUGGAAUCUAAAUCAGCUGGCCUUUCAUUUAAAGAUGAUUUGUGUUAUCUCAACUUCAGCAUCAAUGGAGACCUUCAGCAAUGAGAAUAGGACUUUCGCAUAUGAUACUUGCCACAGGUUAUUUAAAUCUGUCUUAAAAGGAGUCCAAUUAGAGCUCAAAAAGCCGUCUGCGAAUUAUGAUGAUGUUAUGCUUGGUUUGAGGGAAAUUUUAAGAUUUUUAAGAUAUCUGUCUGAUAAUCUAAGUGGCGAGGGCUAUAUUCACCAUCAUUUACAUUAUGCUAUCCUCCACUUUAUUCGGGAUGUCACCAAGGAGUUAGAACCUGCUAUACUAGGAUCCCCUCUUUAUGAGGUUGAAUUAGACUUCAAGGAAAUGGAUGGAGUCCAAUCAGUCAAUCACAUCAGCUAUGCACAAGUUCUUGGUGUACCGUCUAUAUCUUACAUGGAUAAGGUAUCACCUAUAGUUUAUUUAAUUGUAAUGUACAGUUCAGUUGCAGUUCAGUCUACUUCGACAAUGUGCCUUACGGAUUGUAUCCUAAAAGAAAUGCACGAAUAUUUCAAACUUGUAUUUUCUUCGUUCAUACCUCCAGUUAGUCUUCUUGCAGCUAUUUUAAUUUUGUAUAAAAACAUUGUGCCCACUAGCCUGAAGAUAUGGGUAGCAAUAGCAAAAGGUUUGAUGGAGAGCAGCAAUAUGAGGAAUAAUAUCCCGUUGAAAACAAAGUCAGAAACUGAAGGGGUGAAUACCAUAUGCUAUCUCCUCUCUUACCCUUUUGUUGUAUGCUCUUCCAAAAUAUUGUGUGGCUCCACACUGGAGAAUCUUGUGCUUGAAUCUGUUGUCCAAGUUUGGAAGUCGCUUUAUAGUUCUGUGAACACAUUGCAGCUUGACAGUUCCACGAGUAUCUGUUUCAAUGAGGAUUUGGCUUCUAUGUUAAGCAGAUGCCUCAAUGAUCAAAGCAUGCCUGGGUGUGGGAGUGAAUCUUGUUCAAGUUGUGAAGGUUUUAGUGCUGAUUUUCUCUCGAUAUUUGUUGACAUUGUCAUAAACAUCUUGAAAGGGCUUCAAAGUUCCGAAAUAAGAUCAGGUAGAAUUACGAGAGAAGACAGUAACUGUGAAAAAUCCUGCUUCAACAGUUCUAGCUUGAGAUUGGCCGCCAGAUUUAUUGAACUAUUACGGAUUAAGCGAGGAAAAAAUACAUCACAUUGGCUUUCCAGAGUAUUUUCAGCAUUGGCUCAAUUCGUCAGCUGCCUUCACUUGAAACAAGAUAUAUUUGAGUUCGUAGAGAUUAUAUCCUCUCCAUUGCUUUUGUGGUUGACCAAAAUGGAGACAUUGGAAGAAGGCAUUACCAGCCAGCUUCAAAUCCUGUGGGCUGAAAUCAUUAGUCAUUUGCAAAGGGGCUGCCCUUCAUUAGUCUUCGACUCGGCCUUUCUGAAGCUGUUGGCACCUCUACUCGAAAAAACUCUUGACCACCCAAAUUCCUCAAUUUCAGAGCCAACCAUUACUUUCUGGAAUUCCUCAUUCGGUGAACAUUUAGUUGCACGCUACCCACAAAACCUGCUUCCUAUACUGCACAAGCUAUCAAGAAAUGGAAGAAUAAAACUCCAGAAGAGAUGCUUGUGGGUGGUUCAACAAUGCCCUGCAAGACAAGAAGAUGCCAACCCUCCCUUUAGCCACAGAGUGAGUGCAACAUCCAUCAGGAGCUCAAAAAGAAUAGAACUAAUGACAACUAAUAAUCAGGACAAGCACAAGGAGGACAUCCCCACUUCCAAUUCAAAAAGGAAGAAGAUAGAAUUAACUCAACAUCAGAAGGAAGUAAGACGAGCUCAACAAGGGCGGGCACGGGACUGCGGUGGACACGGCCCGGGCAUUCGAACUUACACAAGCCUUGAUUUCUCACAAGUAGUUAAUGAUUCUGAGGAGAGCCAGGACACCCAGAAUCUAUAGAACUCCAUAAGCUCACACAACUGAGCCAUGUUGUAAAUGUACAGAACAAAAUUAAUUUUUUAA
Messenger RNA from Cucurbita pepo subsp. pepo (vegetable marrow), 3494 nucleotides. RefSeq lists its product as uncharacterized. Gene Ontology annotation, biological process: telomere maintenance. Gene Ontology annotation, cellular component: nucleus. The record is from RefSeq and is a predicted model, not a curated record. Lineage: Eukaryota; Viridiplantae; Streptophyta; Magnoliopsida; Cucurbitales; Cucurbitaceae.